AUGAGGCGAAGGGUGAGUUGGCGUUGUGCGCCGCCGGAAGAGCGUGAGAGAAGGAGCGGUGAAGGGAUGCAAGAGGAUGCAUGUUUAACGUUGCAUCUCCUCUCGUCCCAUUCCGCACACCACGGCCUUCUCAAGUUGUGGACGGUAAAUGUGCCCAUGCUCCUCUCUCGUUCUCUCUCUCGUGGCUUUGUUUUUCUUUACAGGUCCAAUAGUGUCAAGGGUCUUAUUUGCUUGGGCACUGCGUCGCCUGCUGCGAGCGGUGAAGGGAGCUCUCUUCUGAGCGAGGCUUCUCUGUUUGUUUCUUUAUCGGUGUCGCUGUUGGUGUAUCAAUGA
Messenger RNA from Trypanosoma grayi, 333 nucleotides. RefSeq lists its product as hypothetical. The record is from RefSeq and is a predicted model, not a curated record. The transcript has a single exon. Lineage: Eukaryota; Euglenozoa; Kinetoplastea; Trypanosomatida; Trypanosomatidae. The coding region runs from base 1 to 333 and encodes 110 amino acids.